Molecule: messenger RNA, 5402 nt
Organism: Pseudo-nitzschia multistriata
Lineage: Eukaryota; Bacillariophyta; Bacillariophyceae; Bacillariales; Bacillariaceae
Source: the annotation of a GenBank genome assembly
AUGCAUCAGAUGAGAUGAAGAACAACCUGAAAGUAGUGACAGCUGCAGUGACACAGGAUGGAAGGGCAUUCAAAUAURCAUCAGAUGAGAAGAGAGGAGAUUACAAUGUGUGCGCAACAGCGUUACGACAGACAGRGGACGUACUACAUUAUUGCUCCCAAAAAUUCUUUGUAGCUGCUGUUCGGGAAUUCUCCUCAAUGUGAUCAGAGCUGGCAAGAGUAGCUUUGACUUGUGCCAUUUAUUCCAUCCUUCUUUCCGACUCUGAGUUCAGCGACGAUCAAACAUAUUUCACAUAACUCUGCUUUUUUCAAUCCCAAAACGAAAACGAGUGUGGUUCCUUGACACUGCUGAAUAUCGUCGAUGUUUCUUGUUUCAAUCAGAAUGACGAACCUUGAGAAGAAGAUAAUGACACGAUGAUAACUCACCAAUGAAACUAGAAAAAAAAUUCUAUAAUUUCCUGUAAAUGAAUAAUUCUAUGAGUAGAUGUGGAUCUUCGCCUCUUACUUUUCUAUCGAUUGCGUAAUUUUCCGCCCACCMUUACGUAUUUCUCUUUCACGAACUUACGGUCACGUUAGCAUUUCUGUUGCUUGGCGGGAAGUAAUUMUAUCACUUCGACCGAUAGCAGGCGUUUCGGAGGACGACUCUGUUGAUUCGCAGACACUAUCGGUCAACUUCGGAGGCGAGCAGGUCGACUCGCCCUUUUGAGCUCCUUGCGAUGAAACCAAUGUCGACACGUCUUUCGGCUUCGAGACUUCGCAUCUUGGAUCUUGGACAGGCGCACAGGGUUUUUAGCACUGCCCGAUUUCGUUCCCCUUUCCAUUGCCACGGACACGGCCUUCAUUUGGAGGUGCCAAGGGCUUUCAGUGCAGCGACAACAAAAAAAUCUUGGGAGCAGUGUUCCAGUGCCCCCCGCGCCUGUCGCAACGCAGCCACACACACACCAGCAUCUCCCCUCAGUUCCAUGGAUGCGUGUUUCAGGGCGCAGCCAUCGGUGGUCACAGCGGCGGUCACAGCAGCGGUCACUACCUGUUUGUUGUUCCGCAGUUCCUCGGAGGCAUAUUUCAACGCAUCCGCGUUCCGCGUUACCGCGGCAAGGACUACCUUCGUGUUGUUCCUUAGUUCCUCGGAUGCAUAUUGCAAUGAAUUGCCAGACCAUUUAACCGCGGCAGUGACUACCUCCUCGCUGCUCUUCAUUUCUUGCGGCGCGUCUUUCAAUACGUAACCGCUCGUUGCUACCCCAGCAAUCACUAWCUGUUUGUUGUGCUUCAUUUCUCUUGGAAGGCUUUCGAAGAUUCUUCCGUGGUAAUCUAGCUUUACCGCGGCCAUUGCUACCUCUAYGUUGUUCUUUAGUUCUUUCGUUGCAUAGUCGAAUGCGCGGCCGCAGGCGCCCACUUGAUUGAUUAGAUCUAUCAUGAACCGCGGACUGCCUCGCAACUCGUCAAAGAAGAAGCCAAACCUCCCGUGUUCUUGAAAAAUAGAACUGAAAUCCCGGGGCCGCACUUUCAAGAGAAUUUUCUUCAAUCGCUUCGGGGCGUGUUCGAAGAUGACGGGAUUCUCUUGCGCUGCCAUGCUAACGUCACUCCAGAAAUCUUCGCGGAGCUCGCCUGUGAUGAAAUAGUUGGAGAAGAACAUAGUGGGUCUUGCAAAAGGAUUGCAACGCUCGCGGUACGGAUUUCCGAUGAAUUUAUUCGCAAGGAGCUUGGUACAGCACCUGGAUGUCACAAUAUCAAUGAUGGCAGCUUUGACGGAAUGUACGACUUGAGUUUCGUAUUCUAUUUUCAAAAAUGGUGUGGCGCACUCUCGAUUGGUGAUGCAACGGUACGUUCCGUUGUGAAAAAAAGUGCCAACUUCGUUCCAGGAUGCUCUGAGGACUAUGGUAUGUAAUGUGUAAUAUGUGAUGUGUAACGGUAUGUUGUAUCUGAAGAACAAUCUGAAGAACAAAAGGGGGGUUUCGAUCGGGGUUCCCAUCACUAGAAACGGGUAUCUUCUCCAAAAACAAAAGUUGUCACCCCCUACCAAUUUCGUUACGUAGAAGAUACCGUACCGUAGUACGUAUUGGCGUUUCGACUCGCCAAACAUCUACAGUACUAAUAGUCGACUCAGUCGACUAAAUACAGCACAACCCGAUACUUCCGACGACCAACCACCAACCAAGGAGUCGGUCGAGGUCAAAACAAAAACUUGGGCAACACAGGCGAGAUGCGUACAGACCCGUACCGUAGUGUAGCCGUAGGCGACGUAACUCGUACUAAUACUAACCGGUACAAUACAGUACUACCUGGUACCACCUUUCUGUCUGUAGUCCCUGCCUUCCGGUUUAGAGGAACCAAGAAUUUUACAUAUCUUUCUUUCUCGGCAACAACACAACACAACACAACACAACACAACACAACACAACACAACCCAACCCAACCCAACCAACACAACACAACCCAGCCCAACCCGACGUACGCACGGCAUUAUUGCGACUGCCAUUUGAUUGUUGUCGAUCCAAGACACGAGAGCCAAGCAACGGUCGGUUUCGGUCUGGCAAGCUAUGGAGGCGAAUUCCUCGUCGUCGUUGUCGAUGGGACUGCGCUUCGGCGUUGCUUCUGCACCCCCGCACCACGUUUCCGUGGUGGCAUCGAUGCUCCCUGCCGUCCCGGGAGACCGCAGCGAUGGGAACUGCGACGGAGACAAUGGCGAGGAAUACGAAGAAGAGGAGGAGGAGGAGGAACUCCCCGUUGUUUCCAUCGAGCUGGAACGCCUCGUGGGAUAUCGGCCCUCCGAUCGGGAGGAGAUUGAUUCGAUAAAGAGCCAAUUGAUCGAGGCCAUGUGGAUGCGCUACAAAAACAGUGGCAGCGGGGAGGGUCCGAUCCCGAGCGAGGAGAAGCAAUUCGAUCCAGAAGAAGACGAACAACAACAACAACAACAAGAGGAACCCCCACCCGAUUUCGAUGACCAAAUCAAGGAACUGCUGGACUCCCGCGUGGCCCGCUUUGGCCGCAUGUGCCCGGAGACCGAAGAGGACGGAACGGGCGAACGCGAAGGCAAACACGAGUUGUCUCCCGGUGUGCCGUACCUCGAAAUUCCGUACCCUUCCAGAAUCGCCACGCGCGAAAACCACAACAAUGGAAGCACCGAUGGCCGAGACGGGAGUGACACUGCCCGGCUCUGGAGUGUCGUUCGGAACCUUGCCUAUGCACUGGAAGAGUACGACUACGAGGGCCAGGACUACCCAACCAAUGAGGAAAACGACGAUGACGAUGACGACAACAAUGACGACGAUGACGAUGACGACGACAACAACAACGAAAGCACUGCUGAUACACCCCAAAGACAAUUGCAAAGCCAGAGCGACAAGCCCGACCCCUCCUUCUGGUACCACCUUUCGGAUCACCUCGAACACACGGGCCGGAUGCUCUCGUGGAAGCACGCGAUGGCUCUGGAACUGAGGGACUGCCUCCGACGAGAGGUCCUCCACAAGACCCACAGCCGGUGGGUGGGGGAGCAGCGCAAGCUCAAGCUCGACCAGCUCUACGGGGUCCGGGAAACCCUCGUCCACCGCCGGGACCUGGCAAAGGCCGAUUUCGAUCGGCUGGUGUCCGCCAAGGAGGACGCGGUCCGGGGCGACAUGCUCCUCUACGACCACCAGCAAAAGAGGCUGCAACAACAGCAAAGGCGGAAGGGAUCCGGCGUCGGCAACGAUGGAGGAAUCCUGGGGGGAUCCGAUCUGAGUUUCCCGGAAGAAUUCCAGAUGCUGGGCCUGCUGCCAAAAGACCAGCUGUACGAGGAAGAGGACUGGGGGGGAACGCUAGACGACGACGAUGACUUUGAUUACUACCGCAGCGACUACAGCGAUGGCUACAGCGACGAGGACGACUACAGCCAGGACGAUGACUAUGCGGGAGGCGACGAGGACGAACACGACAACGAGGACGACCAAGCCGACGCGAAGCCGUCCCCAACGAGGACCACGCCAGAGCAUCCCCUCCCCGGUUCCACCACCGAGGAUGCAGCCGCGGACGAGACCGCUGCGACUUCUCCAGGCGUUUCCGCCGCCUUUGACGGCCCCGGGGCGAUCGCAGCUGCACCCUUUGCGGGAAGCACCAUCCCAAAGCCCUUUCUGCGCAAGAACCGGGAGCGCCGAAAGAAGAAAGCCAGGGCCCUCCAACGGAGGGAACUGAGAGAGGCCCGCCGCAGGGAGGCCCUGGAGCAGCGCAACAAGCACCAGCAUAACAUCGAGACCCGGCACACCACGAGAGAACUGGUGCUGGCGCAGACCCUGCUCGAGGCACUGGAGAAAAAGGUGGCAGACGUCGAGGCGCUCCUGGAGAGCCUCCAGGACGAGGUAUGGGCAGCCGAGGAAAAAGCCGAGCAAGAAGCGGAAGAGGCCGCGACGAACGGAGUGAGCGGGGAAGAGAGCAGCGAGGGAGAAAGCGGCCUUUCCCUGCUGGACCGGAUCCUGGCCAUGAUAUUGGGGGCCCUGCCGAUGGAACCCGGCAGCAAAGACCGCGAAAGACACUUUCGAUACGUCCGGGAGGAGCACCGGUUCAUCGUAGACGGCUGGAAGAACUACUUUGGGAGGCUGCCCCCGUCCUUUGAUCCUACCGAGGACCCCGGUGACGAAGACGAUGCCGAAGACGACGACGACUCCGCCGACGGAACGGGCUUUCGCCAAGGGCCAUUUCCCGCUUCGAGGCCCGCCGGAGGGCCGCGUCCCACCGGCCGGAACAGCGGCUCCACCGCACGAUUGUCCAGGAUCGCCCCCCGCGGGGCUGUUUCCGGGGGGCUUCGGCCUUCCGUGCCUCCCUCCGCGACCCCCGAGGAGCAGCGCAUGGCCCUGGGGAUCGUCGACAACGACGACGGCGAAUGGGACGAAAGCGACGACGACAACGAAUAAAACAAAGRACCAGAGAACAGAACGCGACCAAUCACUCCCAAUCAGAAGAAACGAGCUACAAAUCCGAUUGCAAUGCGUCGAAAAAACAUGCGCGUCGAAAACAGCCAGAGAAAACACUGCAAAAUAUUCCAUCUGAUGUGAAUUCCAAGCACGAAACMGACUUAUGGCUUCAACGAUCCCAUUCUUUCCCAUAGUGUCCCUAGAAGAACGGGUUGGUGGCUGUUGGCGAUAAAGACAUCCGUUGGCAUCGGCGUGUUUGACCCUUUCUCGAUUAUUUUGGAUGGAUGGAUGCGACGCUUGUUCAACGAAUGGCAAAGGCUCCAUGGAUCUUGCAUGGUGAACCGAAACCCUGGCCUAAUGGAUUUUUGCUUUUUAUGGAUUCCGUACUGCUAGACGUUGUUCUGGCUGUUGCAAAAGUCCUCGCACCCGUAGAGUCCCUCGUUCUCAGUCAACGCUUUGUCGUUCUUUUCUGUUCUUAAAAAGCAUUCGUACGGCUAGCUAAUACAAUAUAGAAGAAACA